AUGACAACGUCAAAGUCAUCCCCAGCUUACACAGCAAAAACCACCCAAACAGCCAUCGUCCAAAGCGAUGUCGCCGUCCCCGAGAACACCAAGGCCGCCACCGGGCCCCUGCCCCUAACCAUCUCCCACGCCGUUCCCAUGCCUCCCCUGCCCCCUCCGCCCGGCCACCUCCUGAUCCGCGUGCUCGCCGCCGCGCUCAACCCCAACGACUUCAAGAUGCCCACCUACCUGCCCGACCCCGGCGCCACCGCCGGCUGCGACUACUGCGGCGUCGUCCUCGCCGCUGCCUCCCCUUUCAAGGAGGGCGACCGCGUCUGCGGCUCUCUCUUCGCGUACAACCGCGCCCGCCCGCGCGACGGCUCCUUUGCGCAGUUCGCCGUCGUCGACGCGCGCCUGGCGCUGCGCGUGCCCGCGGGUUGGAGCGACGCGCAGGGCGCGGCGAUGGGCGGCAUCGGGUGGACCACGGCCGCGCUCGCGCUCUGGGGCGACUCAGCGCUGGCGCUGCAAGGGAGGCCGUCGCGGCCGCUGGCGGAGGCGGAGUCGGAGCCGGUGCUCGUGUACGGCGGCGCGACGGCCUCGGGCACCAUGGCCUCGCAGCUUCUCAAAGCAUCCGGGUAUAGACCUAUCGCGGUCGCGUCGCCGGCGUCCGCCGCGCUGGCCCGGCAGUACGGCGCCGCCGGCACGGCAUCGUACCAGUCCGCCUCCGUCGCCGAGGAUGCGCGCCAGGCGGCGACAGCAACCGGCGACGGUCAGAUCCGCCACGCGCUCGACUGCAUCACCGACGCCGACUCGCACGCCGCGUGCAUGGGCGCCAUCGCCCGCCGCGGCGGCCGCUACGCCUGCCUUGAGGUGCCCGACGCGAGCUGGCCGGGCGCGCGCAAGGCGGUCCGGGCGGGCGUCGUGAUGGCGUACGAGUGCACCGGGCACGCGGUGGACUACGGCGCUGAGUCGGCGUACACGCGGGCGGCCAGCCCGGAGGCGUACGCGCUGGCCGUCGAGGCGGUCGCGGAGCUGCAGCCGCUGAUCGAUGACGGCCGCGUGGUGCCGCACCCCGUCAGAGAGCUCCGGGGCGGAUGGGAGGGGAUCCUCAAGGGGCUGGAGAUGCUCCGCGGCGGACAGGUGCGCGGCGAGAAGCUGGUGGUUCGGAUCCCGCAGGCUUCAUGA
Cordyceps fumosorosea ARSEF 2679 is the source of this 1164-nucleotide messenger RNA. RefSeq names its product Alcohol dehydrogenase superfamily, zinc-type. Bases 1 to 1164 code for a protein of 387 amino acids. The transcript has 2 exons. Gene Ontology annotation, molecular function: oxidoreductase activity, acting on NAD(P)H. The record is from RefSeq and is a predicted model, not a curated record. Lineage: Eukaryota; Fungi; Ascomycota; Sordariomycetes; Hypocreales; Cordycipitaceae.